Molecule: messenger RNA, 708 nt
Organism: Peronospora matthiolae
Lineage: Eukaryota; Oomycota; Peronosporomycetes; Peronosporales; Peronosporaceae
Source: the annotation of a GenBank genome assembly
AUGGUCGAAGGGAUUGACACCUUGCAAUUCCUGUACUCGCGUUCGGGUAGGUCAUUUUCUGACGGCCCUUCUCCAAACGCAGCGGGUGGGUCUCGUUGUACUGCUCGACGAGACAAAAUACAUCAACAAUCAGCUGGGCACGAGGCUCCCAGCUGUCCCACGCCGGUAGAUGGCCACGACAGCGGACGAGGUGACUCGUCCGGACGCCAUUUACAUCGCGGUGGUUCAAAAUACGCUCCACUAGGAAGCGUUGACCACCGCUUGAGUCCACCAAAGGAUGUGGUAGCGGCGGGAACACCUGAUCCGGCUCGAGGGUCGGAUCAGCUUGAUGCUCCAGAGCUGAAUCGUGUAACGGAACAGUUGCAAGAUGACCUGGCUCACGAAUGGACUCGGCGUUAUGGGCCUGAGGAUCUUGUAAGGGAUAAUUUUAAUUCCCUAACGCACUAUCGUUCGGACGAUCGUGCCGCUUUUGUGCUUGCGCAACUUGAGAAAGAAUGUUCGACUCAUUCUCUUCGUGACGAGCUGGCUGUAGCUCGUCGAGACAUCGCUGAGCUGCGUGAACAGGUUGCUUCGCUAUCCGACUGGACUGGCUCAUUAAAACAGGACCACUUGAAGGUGGUCUCGGCUCUCGACCGCAGAAAUGUUCUCCGCAUCGCGAAACGGGCUCGUACUGAUAGUACGGGCGGAGACGACCGACGUAAAAUGUAG